Molecule: messenger RNA, 760 nt
Organism: Neopsephotus bourkii (Bourke's parrot)
Lineage: Eukaryota; Metazoa; Chordata; Aves; Psittaciformes; Psittacidae
Gene: MRAP
Product: melanocortin 2 receptor accessory protein
Exons: 3
Coding region: 264-620 (118 amino acids)
Biological process (GO): protein localization to plasma membrane; regulation of adenylate cyclase-activating G protein-coupled receptor signaling pathway
Cellular component (GO): endoplasmic reticulum; plasma membrane
Molecular function (GO): signaling receptor regulator activity; type 1 melanocortin receptor binding; type 3 melanocortin receptor binding
Source: RefSeq, a predicted model, not a curated record
UUGACAGCCGCCUCGGGUUAAAGUAUGUAGAGGAUAACGUGAAUGCCCGCCAGGAAGCGAGGAUUACUGCAAUGACGUGUCCGUCAGACAUCAGUAUUCAUUGCUGCUAGAUGGUUUUUAGUAUCAAGGCAGUCCUUGAGCUGCGGGACCCCAGAGUGAUUUACACAGGCAUCAGUUAUGCAAUCCCUUUCUGAGAGCGCUGAAGUACAAUGAAAAAAAGUAUUUGGUUGGAGUUCUGAGCUGGUUUAAAAUGCACUACUGAAAUGGCUAACAGAACAAACUCCUCUGAGUACUUCUGGUCAUAUGAAUAUUACUGGGAUUACAUAGAUCCAAUUCCAGUAGAUGGAAGCAAGUUGAAGGUUAAUAAAUAUUCUAUUGUCAUAGCCUUUUGGGUUGGGCUUGCUGCGUUUGUGACGUUUCUUUUCCUUAUUUUACUGUGUAUGUCCCGCUCUGGAUCAACUUCAGUAAAACAAGUGUUUGUAGGGAACCACAUAGAAGAAAGCAGUUCCAAUGGUGGACAUACUCACUGCGAUGAGCUCAGUGGCCCAUACUCAGAAGUGGUUGCUUCUCAAACAUGUACCUCCUUUUCAGAUGAAACUGGCAUUCAUGGAAGGACCUGAGCCUGAGUUAAAACUGGAACAAGUUAAACAAAACCAGCAGGACAGUUCUCCUGGCUGCAGAGGGAUCAGUGCUGUGACUGCCUAUUGAACACUGAUACCACAAACCUCAAACAGUUCAGGAAGAGAAGAAGAAUUUCUGU